AUGAAAUUCCUGAUCAGCGCCCACGUGCCAAAAUUCCGGUCUGUGCUCGGCGAUGAGUCUUUUCAAGUUUCGUUCUGCCAAGACCAUUCCGGACUCGCGGCGCAAAUAAACGGUCUCGAUGCGAUAGACAUCUGGGUAUGCGAGGGGGGUGAAGUCACCGAGGAGCUACUGGAUCAGUGGCUGGGUCGGGAUCAGGACUCCCCAAAAGCUCUGCUGGUCAGCGACGCCAAGCACAUACCUGAGGUCGACAAGCUGCUCAAGAAUCGCGUGACUGGUAUUCACGCAGUACCCAAACAAGAAAAUCAAUCAGAUGCGUCCUGGGUGGUGUCGACGCUCCAGGCAGGAGAGAUGCUUUAUGCUCAGGGUUGGGCCCGCGGCGCACUCCACCACAACGAAAACGACCCCAAUGCCGACGAGACGGUCGUACUUAUUGGUGCGGGGAUUAUGAAUCUUGUCACGGCAGAGUUCCUCGCUACCCGUGGAUUUCGAGUGCGGAUUAUAGACGCCAACCCGGAUCCCCGGACCUGCAAGGACUGGUCUCGUUUGGGGGUUACCCACGGGGGCUUGAAUGCCCGCAUGUUCACGUACACCGAAGCGGAUAGCUACAACGAGAGAAGAAGCUCCAUCUAUCGUCAUAUGCGCCAUGUCUUCCGCAAGACCAGUCUCAACGGCGGCUGGAGUCUGAAAGCCCCGUCGAGUUUCACGGCGGCCGAGAUCGCCUGGGUCAAUUCCUUUGAGCAGACUCCGACUUGGUUGGCACAAUCGAUGAAAGAAGACAUCUACUUUAUCAACCGGGAAGCUGCAAAGCUCUGGGAGGAGUACAUGGACCGCACCCCGGAGCUCUUCAAUGGUGUCUCGCUCCACGCCGACAUUCUGCGCUUAUAUGCCGAAGACGUCGCUCUUCAUGCGGCUACUGAGGUAAACCGAGGCCUAGGGUCGCUCAUGGAUGAGAUCUCCCAAUCCGAGCUCGUGAGGGAUUACCCCGGGUUUGCUGCGGCUGUCAGGUCCAAACAACUUGCCGGUGCGAUUGCCGUGCAAGGGUUUACCCUCGGCAUCCACUUGUUCGUGGGGAAGCUGAUCGAUCGAAUCAUGGAGCUCGGUGGAGAGUUCACCUGGAACUGCUCGGUACAGAGAAUCCGCCGUAACGCUGCUGGGGAGAUAGCUUUGCUGGGUUCACAGGUGGGACCUCUCCAUGGGAAUCAUUUCGUGAUCAGCACAGGGGUGACGAGAAAUGGACUCUUAGAUGGCACGGCCUCGGAGGGAUUGGUGCAUGGUGUGUUAGGCGUGUGGCUGCAGCUCCCAAACCUGGACCCGAUGAUCCGGAAUUCCAUUAAAAUUCAUCGCCGCGGCUCGCUGGUCGAAGACAUCAAUGUGACCGUAUCGGGAAAUGCUCAGACGAAGGAAGAGGUGCUCCUUCUUGGGGGCGGAUACGGGUAUGUUGGAUUGGAUCACCCGUCCACAGAGACUCCAGAACUGCAGGCCCUUUUUGACGAGCUCGAGCGAGUGGCGCAUACGUACUUCCCGGCGGGAUAUCGCUUGGCAAAGGAGCGAGGGACCCUGUGGCCGGAGGGGGAACGGAAAUUCUGCAUUCGACCGUUCACUUGUACGGGGUUGGGUAUUUUCGAGGACAUCGUCACUGCAGGGGGUGGACAUCUCCUCAUCACGGGCGGGAACAACACCGGCGGCUUUGCCCAAGCGCCCGCCAUUGCACGUGCCGUGUGUCGCGCCAUUGCUGGGGAGCACGACCCCGUCCAUGUGCUCUUCAACCCCCAUCGGAGCAAGCUGGUCUCCCCCGUGCAAUACAGUAAUGCCAGUCUGCAGACAGCUAGAGGGAUCCAGGAUGUAUAG
Messenger RNA from Aspergillus costaricaensis CBS 115574, 1848 nucleotides. Its product is annotated as nucleotide-binding domain-containing protein. Gene Ontology annotation, molecular function: oxidoreductase activity. NCBI's taxonomy places the organism in Eukaryota, Fungi, Ascomycota, Eurotiomycetes, Eurotiales, Aspergillaceae. Gene Ontology annotation, cellular component: cytoplasm. The coding region runs from base 1 to 1848 and encodes 615 amino acids. The transcript has a single exon. The record is from RefSeq and is a predicted model, not a curated record.